AUGGGCUGGCAAAAGAUACGAGAGAGCUUUUCCGGGAAACAAAUAAAACAAAGAGUUUCGGCAGUCGCUAGAAAUACGAAGAUAUCAGUGCUUGAUGCUCCAAUACGCACAGAAUUCGAGCCAGAUAUACUUGCAAGACUUCCAAAAUUAACCCAUGUUCACCCGAUGGAGCAGAUCAGUUUAUUCCGUGCAAAAAUUAAGUAUUGCUCCGAAUUCUACUCAUUCACGAGCAAGGACGAGACGGUGAGACGAUACCGAGAACAUAAAUCGCAAACCUUCAUCGAGUUCGCCGAGCAGGCGAAAUCUUCACAACUUAUUAUGAACGAGUCCAUACGAGAGGAUUUUGUCACAAUGCUGCAUAAAAAUAUUGUUCCGCCGAUUCCAGACUAUGACGAUGAGUUAUCAGAAGAAGAGUUUAAGGAUCCACAAUUUGAGCACAUCGGCUUCGCCCUAAACAUAUUCGCGCUGAUCCUGAACAACCGUCAUUUCAAAGCGUCGAAAAUGAAGAACAUAAUCACCCAGAGUCUUAUAUCAGAUUUAUUCCAGCAAAUGAGCCAUCCAGACGAGCGAAUCCGCGAAAGCCUAAAAACAGUUAUCCACCAGCUUUACACGAAUUUCAUCGCGCAACGAACAUUUAUCCGACGAGAAAUGAACAAUUUACUCUUGGAAUUUAUAUACGAAGACGACUCGUAUAGAGGGGUUGCUGAAAGAAGUCUAUAUUUCCUAAACAAACCGUAUAUCAUCGAAUUGAUCGAAAGCAAUUUGAAUCGAAUCAUGCCACAAAUCUUGCCAGAGCUUAUUGUCGCCGCAGAAGGCCACUGGAACUCAUCGAUAGUUCAUCUUGUCUGCAACAUUCUUCGCUCGUUGAUGGAGCUCGACGAGGAUCUCUUCUCGAGGCUGGUCGAUGAAAUCAUGAAGACAAACGAAGACGAAUGUCCAAGAAGAUCGACAGCGAGAAAUACCAUCGCCCGAGCAAGUCAAAGAGCUUCUGAAAUGGAAAGGAGGCAAACAAUAGCUAUGGAAGCCCAGCCAAAUGCCAAUUAUUGA
Molecule: messenger RNA, 1047 nt
Organism: Oikopleura dioica
Lineage: Eukaryota; Metazoa; Chordata; Appendicularia; Copelata; Oikopleuridae
Source: the annotation of a GenBank genome assembly